AAUGCAUUGUUCCAUCUGACACCGUCGUAAAUACGUCUGAAAAAAAGAAACCAGUACAAUUAAAAGAACAGAAAGAUAUUCAAGAAACACCUACAUCUAAAAUAUAUAAAAUAAGUGAAUCUGCUAACGACAAAAUUGGAGAUAAUCGUAAAUUUGAAAGGAUCUAUAUUAGUGGGUGCGAGAAACCAAAAGUUUUGCCGGUUGCAGUCAUGAGUGAAAAGGAUAAUGUUGAGUGCAUCAAAUUUGAUAUUGAAUCUGCAAAUCGCAAAGAAAAAAUUACUCCAGGCUGGUGCGAAUAA
This is a messenger RNA of Dentiscutata erythropus, 299 nucleotides long. NCBI's taxonomy places the organism in Eukaryota, Fungi, Glomeromycota, Glomeromycetes, Diversisporales, Gigasporaceae. The record is from the annotation of a GenBank genome assembly.